AUGAAGAUUGCCAUUGUCAAGCCCGGGGUGCCCAUGGAGAUAGUCCUCAACAAAGAGUCACGAAGGAAAACGCCGGUGGCUGUUUCUUUGAAGGAGAACGAGCGUCUUUUUGGGGAUAGUGCCCUAGGAAUGUCCAUAAGGACCCCCAAGGUGGCAUUCAGGUACUUCCAGGACCUGCUGGGUAAACGUAUUGACAAUCCACACGUGGUGCUGUACCAGUCCCGAUUCCCAGAACAUGAGCUGGUGAAGGACGAGAAGAGGCAAACUGUUAUCUUCAAGCUGUCCCAAAUGAUACAGUAUUCUCCAGAGGAGAUGCUGGGCAUGGUCCUGAACUAUUCACGUGGUCUGGCUGAGGAAUUUGCAGAGCAGCCCAUCAAGGACGUGGUGAUUACUGUUCCUGCUUACUUCAACCAGGCAGAAAGGAGGGCGGUGCUGCACGCCGCCCGCAUGGCCGACCUGAAGGUGCUGCAGCUGAUCAAUGACAACACGGCCGUGGCGCUGAACUACGGCGUGUCAGGAGGAAGGACAUCAAUGCCACGGCCCAGCUUCUCUUUUCAGAAUAUCAUGUUUUACGACAUGGGGGCAGGAAGCACCAUUUGUACUAUCGUUACCUAUCAGACAGUGAAAACUAAGGACUUGGGAACCCAGCCUCAAUUGCAGAUCCAGGGCAUUGGGUUUGACCGUACCCUUGGAGGUUUAGAGAUGGAGCUUCGCCUCCGGGACUAUUUGGCCAAACUCUUUAACAAACAGCACCCGUCAAAAGACGUGCGGAAGAAUCCCCGGGCCAUGGCCAAGCUCCUGAAGGAGGCCAACCGCUUGAAGACCGUCCUGAGCGCCAAUGCUGAUCACAUGGCACAGAUUGAGGGGCUACUGGACGACAUCGACUUCAAGGCCAAAGUCUCAAGGCAAGAAUUUGAGGAUUUGUGCUCUGACUUGUUCCAGCGAGUCCCAGGGCCUGUGCAGCAGGCUCUGAGAAGCGCAGAGAUGAACCUGGAUGGAAUUGACCAGGUGAUUCUAGUUGGUGGUGCCACACGGGUCCCCAAAGUGCAGGAGGUUUUGCUGAAAGCUGUUGGCAAAGAAGAACUUGGCAAGAACAUCAACGCUGAUGAGGCUGCUGCCAUGGGAGCUGUGUACCAGGCAGCUGCUCUGAGCAAAGCCUUCAAGGUGAAGCCUUUUGUUGUUCGAGAUGCUGCUGUGUUCCCCAUCCAGGUGGAAUUCACUCGUGAAGUUGAGGAGGAUGAUAAAUCCAAGAGUUUGAAGCACAACAAGAGGAUCUUGUUCCAGCGCAUGGCGUCCUACCCGCAGCGCAAGGUUAUCACUUUCAACCGCUACACAGACGACUUCGAGUUCUACGUCAACUACGGAGAUUUGUCCUUCCUGAGCCAGGAUGACCUGCGGGUUUUUGGUUCUCUCAAUCUCACCACCGUGAGGCUAAAGGGAGUUGGGGACAGUUUCAAGAAGCAUUCGGAUUAUGAAUCCAAAGGCAUCAAAGCUCACUUCAACAUGGACGAGAGUGGAGUGCUGAGUCUUGACCGGGUGGAGUCUGUGUUUGAGGCGUUGGUGGAAGACAAGCUGGAGGAGGAGUCAACGUUGACAAAACUUGGAAACACCAUCUCAAGCCUGUUUGGGGGUGGUGGCUCUGCACCAGAAAUUGGAGAGAACCUGACAGACCUGGUUCAGGAAGAGGAAGAGAGCCUGGCAGAAGCAGGUAAAGAGGAGCAUGGGGAGAAACAAGACCAAAAAGGCAGUGCAGAAGAUGCAGGUGAAGAGAAGGGAGAGGAGAAACAGCCUCCUCCAGGUCAGGCAGAAACUGCCCCUCCGAAAGCAGAGUCACAGAAGAAGGAAGAAGGCGAGAAAUCAGAGUCUCAGGAUCCCAAGGAAAACGGAGAGAGUGUAAAAGAGGAAGAACCGUCCAAAAGUUCCGGUGACAGCACAGUUACCAAAACAGAGGAAGAGAAGAAGAUCAAAGCACCCAAGAAGCAGAAGCUUGUCCAUGAGAUCACAAUGGAGCUGGAUGUAAAUGAUGUACCUGACCUGCUGGAGGAUGAACUGAAGAGCUCAAUGAAGAAACUCCAAGACUUGACAGUGAGAGAUCUAGAGAAACAGGAAAGAGAGAAAUCAGCCAACAGCUUGGAGUCCUUCAUCUUUGAGACUCAGGACAAGCUUUACCAAGAAGAGUAUCAGUUUGUCUCAACAGAGGAGCAGAGAGGAGAAAUUUCCACAAAGCUUAGUGAGGCUUCCAGUUGGAUGGAGGAGGAGGGCUAUUCAGCCACAACCAAGGAGCUGAAAGACAAGCUUGCAGAGCUGAAAAAGCUUUGUAGGAACCUCUUUUUCCGUGUAGAGGAGAGGAGAAAGUGGCCAGAACGCUUGGCUGCCCUGGAAAGUCUGCUCAACCACUCGACCAUCUUCCUCAAGGGAGCCCGAAUGAUUCUAGAGUCUGACCAGAUAUUCACAGAAGUGGAACUGAGUACCCUGGAAAAAGCCAUCAAUGAAACCACGACUUGGAAAAACGAGACACUGGCUGAACAGAACAAGCUCUCUCCUACUGAGAAACCUAUCCUGCUAUCCAAAGACAUAGAGCUGAAGACAGCAGCCCUGGACAGGGAAGUGCAGUAUCUGCUGAAUAAGGCCAAGUUUGCAAAACCCAAACCCAAAAAGGAGAAGAAUGCCACAAAAACUGAUUCGGGCAAGAAUGCUACAGCAACCUCUGAAACUGAGAGCACUAUCCCUCCCACGGAGGGGAAACAAGAAGACAAACCCGAGGAUGUUGGUCCAGCCAAGGAACCUCCUACAGCGGAGAAAGUAACAGUAGACAACGAGCCUGGACCAGACUCUGGGUCCAAAAAAGAGAAGAAGACAGAAGCUGGAGGACAAAGCAGGAAAAACGACGAAUUAUAA
Chaetura pelagica (chimney swift) is the source of this 2898-nucleotide messenger RNA. It is a transcript of the gene HYOU1, whose product is annotated as hypoxia up-regulated 1. NCBI's taxonomy places the organism in Eukaryota, Metazoa, Chordata, Aves, Apodiformes, Apodidae. Gene Ontology annotation, biological process: cellular response to hypoxia; negative regulation of hypoxia-induced intrinsic apoptotic signaling pathway; endoplasmic reticulum unfolded protein response. The record is from RefSeq and is a predicted model, not a curated record. Gene Ontology annotation, molecular function: ATP binding; ATP-dependent protein folding chaperone. Gene Ontology annotation, cellular component: endoplasmic reticulum chaperone complex.